Messenger RNA from Toxotes jaculatrix (banded archerfish), 7083 nucleotides. RefSeq names its product La ribonucleoprotein 1, translational regulator (gene larp1). Bases 290 to 3595 code for a protein of 1101 amino acids. Gene Ontology annotation, cellular component: cytosol; cytoplasmic stress granule. The record is from RefSeq and is a predicted model, not a curated record. Gene Ontology annotation, molecular function: RNA cap binding. The transcript has 20 exons. Lineage: Eukaryota; Metazoa; Chordata; Actinopteri; Toxotidae. Gene Ontology annotation, biological process: positive regulation of translation; mRNA stabilization.
UACGUGCGCGCACCCCUCUAUCGCGUGGUGGUGAUCAUCCAUAUUGCUGCUGGUGGUGGAGAUAAGGUUGUAAUCCUGAGAGGCCCUCGGACACGUUUCUUUAUUUUUAUAUAUGUUUUAAUCCGGCGCUGACUGCUCUGCGUCUUAGACUGAAGCUCUUUUAGUCUAGGAGCGACAGAGGAGCGGCAGACUCCGCGGAACAACUUCACAUUUCCUAGACAUUGAAGGCGAAUUCGGGCCGGGGGGAGGACUGGUAAUCCUGAGGGGGGAAGAAAGACGGUGGUGGGAAAUGGCCACUCAGGUGGAGGCUCUCCUGCCCGGCAACCCGCUUGCCAAAGCUGAGGAGCACGGCAAAGUGAUCCCAUGUGAGCCGGAGGAACAGGAGGGUGGCCAGGGCGACGGGGCCAAGCGGGAGACGGGUGUCGCCGACCAGGGGAGCAGCGGCAGCAGCAGCCCCGGGCAGGGAGGGACCCCCGGUACGGAGGAGCAGACUUCCAAACAGGCUAACGAGGAGAGCAAAGGGGGCUGUGACAGCGAGGACAAGCAAAACGAGGAAGGUGGUAAAAGCAGCAGCAGAAAGGAGUUUACUGAAGCUCCCCCGCCCAAGGUGAACCCGUGGACUAGGAAAAUGAAUGCGGUGACCGUGGUCAGCGUGAAUGGACAAGCACACCACGAUUCGACCGGCCCCGCCAAGGUGGUGAGAGCAGGGAACCCACCCAAAGCCAGACGUGGGGGAAAGGUUGGAGACUUUGGUGACGCAAACAGCUGGCCAACUCCAGGGGAGAUCGCAACUAAAGACAUGCAGAUCGAGGCAGUGACACGGACCGUGUCCUGCCCGCCGACUGUCAGGCAGGUCAGAGACUCAUGGAGAUCCACUGCCCCCAAGAGGUCGACAGCCAAGAAGGAGUCAAAGGAGAAGAGAGAGAGCAACGAGGAGAGCAAGGAGAACCUGAAGGCCAAGUCAGACGACUCCGGAGAGGAAAAGAAUGGCGACGACGACUCCCAGAAGAACGGGCCAAAGAAAAAAGGAAACAAGCAGAAGUGGGUUCCCCUGAUGAUCGAGGUGAAGUCCGAGGGUCCCAGGGAGCGCUCGGCCUCCAGGAACAACAGCAGACAGAACGAAAACCCCCGCCUCCCUCCCAACGCCAGGAAUGACCUCAGAGACUGGCACAGUCAAAAGUACGAGCGGGAGUGGCGUGACGAUCACGACGAGGUGUCCAGUGUGAAGAGUGAAGGGGCGCCGUUCCGCGGAGGGUUCAGAGGUCGUGGCCGUGGAAGAGGAAGAGGCCGGGGACGAGGCAGAGGUGGCGGGAGAGGCCACUAUGACUACCACUACGGAUACAAGUCCUACGAUAUGAAGGACGGACCUUACGGCCAGAAGUUCAGCAACUCUGUGACCUACUACUACGACAACAUGAGCAGCAACGACCUAUACACCGUCGAUCAGGACCUGUUGAAGGACUACAUCAAGAGGCAGAUUGAGUACUACUUCAGCCUGGACAACCUGGAGCGGGACUUCUUCCUGCGGAGGAAGAUGGAUCAGGAGGGUUUCCUGCCCAUCGGACUCAUCGCCAGUUUCCACAGAGUGCAGGCUCUUACCACCGACAUCAACCUCAUUUUGGAAGCUUUGAAGGACAGUAAGGAAGUGGAGCUGAUCGACAUGAAGAUCCGUCGGAAGGUGGACCCUGAGAAGUGGCCUCUGCCGGGUCUGACCGUGCCUAACCACACCCACACCGACUUCUCCCAGCUCAUCAACUGCCCCGAGUUUGUCCCAAGACAAAUGACCGAGGAGCCCAGAGGGUCUCCCAGGGCCUCCACACCAGUGCACCAACAGACCAAGACUGAAGCAGACACCUCCAACCUCAAGACGAUGCCCAGGGGCCUCUCCGCCAGUCUCCCUGACCUGGACUCUGAGUCCUGGAUUGAGGUCAAGAAGAGGCCCAGACCCUCCCCAGCCAGACCCAAGGCCCCCUCGUUGCAGCAGCAGAAGGAAAAGGACGACUUGAUUCGCUCCUCGAUCCCCCAGCCUGGCUCCUCGCCCUCCCCUGCUACCUCAGGAAAUAAGGACGGAGUGGAGCAGGAUGAACCGGAGGAGCUGGAUUUCAUGUUCGACGAGGAGAUGGAGCAGAUGGAUGGUCGGCGCAACACCUUCACCGACUGGUCGGACGAGGACUCAGACGGUGAGAUCGACGACCACGACGUCAACAAGAUCCUGAUCGUGACGCAGACGCCGCCCUACCUGAGGAAGCACCCGGGGGGCGACCGCACAGGGCACCACACAUCACGCGCCAAGCUGACCAGCGAGCUGGCCAAGGUGAUCAAUGACGGGCUCUUUUACUACGAGCAGGACCUGUGGGACGACACGUACGAGCCAGAGUACGCCACCAUCAAGCAAGAGGUGGAGAACUUCAAGAAGGUCCACCUGAUCAGCCGCGAACAGUUUGACUGCCUGACUCCUGAACCCCCUGUCGAUCCCAACCAGGAAGUCCCCCCGGGCCCCCCACGACCCCAGCAGAUCCCCACAGACGCUUUGGCGAACAAACUCUUCGGUGCUCCUGAGCCCUCCUCAAUAGCUCGCUCGCUCCCAACUACCGUGCCUGACUCGCCCAACUACCGCAGUGCCCGGACGCCCCGCACGCCUCGCACCCCUCACCGGAAGGACCCGACAAUGACGCCACGCUUCUACCCAGUGGUGAAGGAAAGUCGGCCUGUUGACGCCAAGACGCCCAGGAAGAGGAAGACCCGACACAGCUCCAACCCACCCAUGGAGUGCCACGUCGGCUGGGUGAUGGACUCCAGAGAGCACCGCUCACGUACCGCCUCUGUCAGCUCUAACGCCAGCCCAUCAGAGGGCACCCCUGCCAUGGGUAACAUUGGCUGCACGCCUCAGUCCCUCCCCAAGUUCCAGCACCCAUCACACGAGCUGCUCAAGGAGAACGGCUUCACGCAACACGUUUACCACAAGUACCGCCGCCGCUGCCUAAAUGAGCGAAAGCGGCUGGGAAUUGGCCAAUCGCAGGAGAUGAACACACUCUUCCGCUUCUGGUCAUUUUUCCUGCGAGAUCACUUCAACAGGAAGAUGUACGAGGAGUUCAGACAGCUGGUGGUCGAGGAUGGGAAAGAAGGAUACAGGUACGGUUUGGAGUGCCUCUUCAGGUACUACAGCUACGGUCUAGAGAGGAAAUUUAGGCCAGAUAUCUUCAAGGACUUCCAGGAGGAGACCAUCAAAGAUUACGAGGCUGGCCAGCUUUAUGGACUGGAGAAGUUCUGGGCCUUCCUUAAAUACUCUAAAGCCAAGAGCCUGGAGAUUGAUCCCAAGCUUCAUCAGUACCUGAGCAAGUUUAAACGUCUGGAAGAUUUCAGAAUUGAUCCGCCUAUGGAGGAAGGAGGCCGCAGAAGACACUCAUCCAGUGGGGACGGUCGCCGCCGGCAUCCCUCUCAGCCCUCCAGCCGGCCCCACAGCCAGGCCAGCCUAGGCCCCAGCCUCGCACCCACUGGCCAGGGCCCCACAGCCAGGGAUGAUGCCAAAUCCACCAGCCAGAAAGCCCCCGCCCCCACUGCUGACCCCGCAUCAGAUGCCAAGACACUGAAGUAACCCCACCAACACACCGGCCCGCAUGGAUCAACUCAACCACGUCAAGACGCCGGUUCUCUCUGCGCCACAGGAGGGGGGAGGGGGAUGUCCAGCUCUCAUUCAGGCACGAGAAUAUUUUUAUUUUGUUUUUUGUUUUUUUGCCAUGACAACUUCUGAUUGAAAAAUAAGGAAGAAAAUAAUUAAGAUGGCUUGGUUAUUAAUUAGUUUUUGAGGAAAAUGACCUUUUGCCUCAUCCAUUCUUUUUGAGGCAAAGCAUGGAUCAGGAGUCAAACAAUUUUUUAAAUUUUAUUUUUUGCUUUUAUACGCCAUUGCCGGUCCACACGGUGGAUGGUUAAGUGGUGAUUUACCUCUUUUUUUUUUUUUUUUUUUUUUUAACGUUUAUUUUGACCCCCCUCUCCGUCACUGGGACCCUGCUUUGAUCAUCACUGUCCUGCUGGCUGAAAGAUAUUUGAUUCCUUGCCCAGAUCUCAGAUUAAUGAUUAUUAUUUCUUCGGCAUGUGGUGGGAUUGGAGACUUGGAAAUAGUUUGAUCUAGACUGAGCAUCUGAAAAGCCCCACUAGCAGCCGGCUGGAGGCCGUGCUGCUCCUGACCUCUAACCGGACCAAAGUGGUUUGAACCGAGCGACUUACAUUUCCAUCCGCAGAGCCCCGAGUGCUCUCACCCGAGGGGCUAAAAAAAGAGAAAUAUUUGAUUUACUUUCCGGCUGGACUCUGGGGGGAGAAACAUUAAAGAACCAAAAUGAUAAAAAGAGAGGGGAAAAAAAAGACUUGUACCACCUCCUCAUUAUGGACAAGGUCAUUGAAAGUUGCCUUAUUUUAAUGGUUUUACUGCUUCUAACUUGUGCCCGCCACCUUAUUGUCGAUUGUACAGCAUUGAAAUCACCCAUAUACCUGGUCACCGCGCUGUGUCUGCCAAACUCCAUCGCCCCUCUCACUCCCUUUCUGAGCUGUCUUCCAAGUGUCAUUCGGUCUGUUACAAGUCCAGUAAUUCAAGUCGUGUUUGCAAGUUGUGGCUUUUUGUGCUGAAACACGUCGACCUGGUUGAAGUCCCCUGCCCCUCUCCAAGAAAAAAAAAAACACAAAACAAAAAAACACUUGAGUGGAGUGGGGAGUUGGGAAGGGAGGAUCCCUGUUGGAUCUCCCUUUGGGUGCUUCCUAACUUCCUCUGUCCCCUCCUUCUGCCUCCCCGUCAGACGAGCUGCAUCCAUCCGUUCAUCCAUCCGCUUGACAUCCAUCCAUCAGCCAACCAUCAGUGACACUACAGGACUGGAAUCAUCAAUCUGGAUUACUUGAAGAAACGAUGAUUAUGAAGAGGGCCGUCGUGCUCUGACGCAGGUGCUCUGGGUGGAGACGCUAAUGAGGCUCAACGAGGCUCAGUUUGGCCUCUUGACUUUACUGUUGUUCGCUCGGCCGACCCCGCUGCUUAACGAGGCCGAUCUGGCCUUGGGCGCUCACCGCCUCUUCCUGUUUUACAUAAAAAGAUACACACAUCAGCCGCAGGCAUGAACACUGACGGGUGUAGUCGCACGCAGGUACAGAUGUAGCAGCGUGAGCAAGAUGAAUACUAAACACACAGCUCGAUGUCUUGCCUCGUUGUGGACAGAAAUUCAAGACUGGAUUGUUUGUUCACGCUCUUUUUGUGUGUUCACUCGUCACUCUUCCUACACUCAGCUGUGUGGAUAGUUAAAUCUUUAUCCAACUUGAGAACUGAUGAUAUCAAAUAGUGAUUUUUUUUUUCCUCCAUUAAUGUAAAUGUGAAUUUGACAGAUGAAGAGAAAUGAUUACAGCUCCCUGCUACUUGUUUUAUUGUUUAUAGAACAGAUUAUAUAUUUGCCUUACACGUGUACGUACUCUAACUUUUUUUUUUAAUGGUUUCAUAAUUAUCUUUUAAUGCUUUUUAAUUUCAAUUUGCAGUGUUUCUAGCAUUGUUAGGAUGGAGGUGGGGUUUGUGUCAGGCUGUUAAAACAUCUGUGGAUUUCAGAAACGGGAACAUAGUUCACAUCAGAAAAGGGAACGUUGACAUCAGGACAUCAACAGGUAUUCAGCUCAUAAACAAAUCUGUAAGCUUAUAAUAUUUCAUGUCAAAAUCACAGUUAAUUUACUAUUCUUUGCCAAGAUGACAGAGCAGCAUUUCCAACAGCAAACUGUUAUUAAAUCAUCAGCCUCCAGCUUUUCUACAAACAGUAUGUCUGCAAAGUUUAAAAAUGAUUUGUUUUGGGGAUUUGAAUUGAACCAGAGCUUCUGGGGGAAAAAAAAUUGAGUCUUAAUACAAACAUGGUUAUCCAGAUGCUUAUUCAAGUGACCCAUUUUCCAUUGACGUACUGCAAUGUUUGUUGCAGUUUUUGCUGUAGAGUACAGUCACAUCAUUGAAAUUCUUAAAUUGGAAAAAGCCUGACGUUUUUUAGAUGAAACUGUGUUGGACACCUGUGCCUGUUUUUUUUUGUUUUUUUUUUGUUUUUUUAAGUCUAGGUCCUUGGGUGUAAAAAAAAAAAAAUCGUUGAUAUUCCAGCAGAGUGGAGGUGGAUAUCACAUUGUCUCAUCAGUGUUUCUGUUCUUCAGUUUCUCCCUCUAAACCCAGAAUUGAUGGAAACAUGGAAAUGUAAAGCAAAGCUGUACUUAUUUUUUUUUUUUUAACAUCUUGUUGGUUUAACUUCAGGGAGACUUGGAUCCAUUUCAGAAGCUUACAGUUGAUUCAUCAAGUUGUUUACCGGAGGUUUAAAGAUGGGAGAAAAAAAGAGCUACAAAAUAUUCAGAAAAGCAAAACUCCAUGCAUUUCCCAAAACCAGCGAAAACCUUUGAAUGGGUGAGCUGGUGUGUGGCUGCAGACAUGACGGGCCGUCACCAGGGGACCUUCCUCCUGCGACAGUCACACGAUCCCUCCCUCUAAUGUGAUCAUUGCCUGCCAUCACCUGGCACCGGACAUUUGGGGGUUUCAGGUGUUUUGGGAGUUUUCAGCCUUCUAUAUCAGCUUAGAACUGCUGCUAGCUGUCCAAACAAACUGCAGGGGGCGCUGCACCCUCUGCUCAUCAGUUUUACAUGGACUUGGCCAGAUGGCCGGACACUGGAGAGAUGAAACGAUGGACGUGGAAAAGAGAGGGAGGAGCAGAAAAUGAGAAAGAACCCGACUGGGGUUUGUGAUGUUGCUCAGAGGAAUAUGGCUGGUUAUGAUGUCUGGAGACUGAAAAAAAGGACAAAAUUCCAUAAAGCCAUAUGAAUAAGAAACUGUAUAUGAACCAUUAAAAUAGUUCAUUACAUUACAAUAUCCUAGGCUUGUCAUGAGGAAAAAAAGAUGAAAAUGAGGAAAAAAGGAACAAAAAAAUAUAUAAAAUGGAAAAAUGUAAAAUACUUGAAUGAGAUCUUGUAUAAUAUCAUUUAAUAUUCAUAAUAUCUGCUUUGUAGGCUGAUGUGAUUCGCUAUUAGUGUUAUUUGUAAUUUGUAGUAAUUAUGCUUUCCUUUAAUAAAGAAAAAAAACACAAAACCAACAAAAAA